Messenger RNA from Hibiscus syriacus, 991 nucleotides. RefSeq names its product probable membrane-associated kinase regulator 4. Gene Ontology annotation, cellular component: plasma membrane. NCBI's taxonomy places the organism in Eukaryota, Viridiplantae, Streptophyta, Magnoliopsida, Malvales, Malvaceae. Gene Ontology annotation, molecular function: kinase inhibitor activity. The record is from RefSeq and is a predicted model, not a curated record. The coding region runs from base 1 to 978 and encodes 325 amino acids. The transcript has a single exon.
AUGGCAGUGAGCUUCACAGAGAAUGUCCCUGAAGAAGAUGAUGAAUACAUUGACAUGGAAAUCACUUCAUUUUCCAAUAUUUUCAGCAAUUCCAGGCCCUCAAGAGAAUUUGAGUUCCAAAUGUCUUCUCUUUCCAUGGAGAGAGAGUCCACAACUUCCCCUGCUGAUGAACUCUUCUACAAAGGCAACCUCCUCCCUCUUCAUCUCCUCGAAAUAUCCGAACCGGGUUUCGGUUCGGUUUACGGGGACGAAAAUGGUGUGUGCCGAGAAUCUUAUGGCACCCCAUUAGCUACCACUAUUACUACACCAACUCCUUUUGAAUCCUGCAACGUCUCGCCUUGUGACUCUUGUACUGUUAGUAGGGAGCUUAGUCCGGUCGAGUACUCGUUUUACGAGUGCUGGGCCGAGACAGACGUGAGCCGGUGUAUCGACGGAGACGAAAACCGGAAGAAGUCGUGGACUAAAAUGCUUAAGCUGAGUUCAAGGCUUAAGGCUUCCAGGGCUUAUCUCAAAGCCCUUUUCAGGAAAUCCGGUUGCUCGUACGAGUCAUCUGCAGUAGCAAAGGAUGGGGAUAGAGUGACGGUUCCGAAACCGAACCGGAGCCUAUUCGGACAAAUGAAUCGGGAAAAAUCGAAGAAGUUGGUCGAUAAUGGCGCCGGAAACGGACAGAGCAAUCGGCAUAGGAGGUUGUUUUCGAUGGUGAUCGAACAACAUUCUUCGACGAACGAGUCUUCGACUUCUUCGUCGUCUUCGUCUUUGAAUUCGAACGGUUUUCGUUACCUGCCGUUUCUUAACGGAAGCAGCAGUGUGAAAGUAAAGAUUGAGAGUCCGAAUCCGAUCCAGGGAGCCAUUGCACAUUGCAAGCAGUCUCAGAUGAGCUCGAGAAAGCCGGCCGGUGAUGUCGGAUUCUACUCAUUGUCGGAUUCUAACAUGGCAGUUUUCCAAGAUCAAGAGAGACCGGACCCCUGGAGGGGCUGAAAAGAUACGAUAA